AAAAUUACUAUUAUAAUGAAAGAUAAGCUAUUCAUUAAUACCCUAAAAUCCUUCAACGAGUUGACAAAAGAUGAUCAGAAAAAGUGCAAGGAUCUGUUCGAAAGACCUCUCCACCCCAAAAUAAAAAAAUAUAAAUACAUGAAGUUUACACAGGAAAUUCUCCAGAAGUUUCCAGAUGAAAGUCAGAAGAAGCCGUAUUUCUUGACAUUUCAGACAAUAUCUUUGCACGACAAGUACAGUGCUCUAAUAUUUAGUCUUUGUGGCAUUUUCGAAAGCUUCCAUUUAAUCAUUUACUUCGGAGUCUUUGAGGACGAAAAAGUUCAAAAAAAGGAGGUAUUUAUCUGUGAUAUUUUGAUCAACUUAAUAAAAAAGGAUUUGCCCAAUUUGAAAAUUUUCACCAUGAAAUUUGUUCUACUGCACAAUAACUUGAUUAAUAAAAAUGUGGUCAAGAUUCUUUCAGAAAUGGAGUCCAGCAUCUGCAAAAAUAUAGAAGAAAUAUUCGGCAAAUAUAGAAAGAUCGCUGGCACAAAGAACAUUCAAUACCUGGAACAGUUUCUAAGGGACUUCUAUAAGCUUUCCCGAGUACUAUUGACUGACAAUAUAUCCAUAACAUUGCACCUUUGCACCUUGGAAUGCGUGGAUAAUUUUGAAAUUAUAAUUCGCAGUCACAUGGAGGCCUUAAAGGAGCACAUAACUCGAAAGCUGAUAUUUGAACUUUUGAGGGCAUUGAUCAUUAUCUAUGGACGCUGAUGCAGGCAUUGAACUAAAAAUUAAAUGUAUGCGUUUAUUUUUU
Drosophila mauritiana is the source of this 793-nucleotide messenger RNA. RefSeq lists its product as uncharacterized. The transcript is spliced from 2 exons. The coding region runs from base 16 to 750 and encodes 244 amino acids. The record is from RefSeq and is a predicted model, not a curated record. NCBI's taxonomy places the organism in Eukaryota, Metazoa, Arthropoda, Insecta, Diptera, Drosophilidae.